CACAAUUGCUAGACGGCAGUAUUGACCAAUAGCAUAAUAGAAAAGAAAAGACAUAUUUGAAAGAAACCAUGAUAUUGUAUAGAAUAAAUAUUGAAAAGAUUUGUGCAUAAUAAGUGGAAGAGAGAUGGGUGAUAUUAUUGAUGAAGUGAAGCUGUUCAGAACAUGGUCAACUCCAUUUGCUUUGAGGAUUGUUUGGGCUCUGCAACUAAAGGGUGUCCAAUACCAAACAAUCUAUGAAGAUCUGUCCAACAAAAGUGAUGCCCUUCUUCUCUACAACCCUAUUCAUAAGAAAGUCCCUGUCCUUUUACACAACUCCAAACCCAUCUCUGAAUCUCUUGUCAUUCUUGAAUACAUCGAUGAAACUUGGACCCAACAGCCUCAUCUACUGCCCCAACACCCUUAUCACAGAGCCAUAGCUCGAUUUUGGAUCAAGUUUGGUGAAACUGAGGUUUUGCCAGCAGUAUGGGAUGCAUUUACAAAGGCAGCAGGGAAGGAGCAAGAGGAAGCCUAUUCGAGGUCGAUAGAGAAGCUCAAAUUGUUGGAUGAAGAGCUCAAAGGAAAGAAAUUGUUUGGUGGAGAAGAAAUCGGAAUGGUGGAUAUUGCAUUAGGAUGGCUUUCCAACUUGGUAAGUGUUUUUGAAGAGAUUACAGGUUUGAAAUUCAUUGAUGAGCACACCAUGCCGCGCUUGUCGGCUUGGAAGGCGGCCUUGAAUGAGAUCCCUGUGGUUAAAGAAAAUUGGCCAGAUUAUGCCAAGCUCCUUACCAAGUUCACUGUGUUGCGGGAGACCUACCUUUCAAAAGAGCCUCAAAAGUGAUGGCAUUUUUAUCUUAUAAUAAAGCCAAAGCCAAAGCUAAAGUAAGAGUAUUGAUUCAUAGCAAUAUUGGUCUUGUAAUGUAAUGUGUGAUAAUGACAUAUAAGAAAUCAGAGAUUAACACCUAUUGAUGAAUAUGGUAUAGAGUGUUAAGUGAUAAAUGGUUCAAAUUUUGGAUAAGAUGUCAUUAUUGACAGCCACCAUAAUCUAGCUCUCCCAAUUUCAAUAAAAUUUUAUCCAUUUUUGAGUGUUAAAA
Molecule: messenger RNA, 1067 nt
Organism: Cannabis sativa
Lineage: Eukaryota; Viridiplantae; Streptophyta; Magnoliopsida; Rosales; Cannabaceae
Product: glutathione transferase GST 23
Exons: 2
Coding region: 125-814 (229 amino acids)
Biological process (GO): glutathione metabolic process
Cellular component (GO): cytoplasm
Molecular function (GO): glutathione transferase activity
Source: RefSeq, a predicted model, not a curated record